AUGUUCAUUAGAUCCUGGACACUCCCCGAAUCGAUCGUCAACUCCUCCUCCCUCACCACCUUCAUCGCCAGCAAGGCGAACGUUGCUGGCCAGAUCCCCGACUUCUUCGCCUCCCUCCCGAAUUUCCAGACCCUCCGGCUGUCGUACAACAACUUGACGGGCCCUUUGCCGGACUCGUUCGCUAAAUCGGGAAUACAGACAUUAUGGCUCAACAACCAGAUGGCGGGCCUUUCGGGCCCGCUUUAUGUCCUAAGGUCCAUGACCCAGCUGCAAACCGUCUGGCUCCACGCGAACCGGUUUUCGGGCCCGAUCCCGGAUCUCUCGGCCUGCACCGAGCUGACCGAUCUCCAGCUGCGUGACAAUACACUAACGGGGAUCAUUCCGGAUUCACUCGCGAAGCUCCCGAAUCUCCACACUGUGGGCCUGCAGAACAAUAAGUUCCAAGGCCCAAUGCCUGCUUUCCCGCAGGGAACCCAAGUUAGCCUCGGGACGACUAACAACUUCUGCCUAACGUCGCCAGGCCCGUGCGACCCACAGGUGACAGCUUUACUCGAGGCGGCCCACGAUAUUAACUACCCGUCUGCUUUAGCCGAUUCGUGGAAGGGCAACGAUGCCUGCAAGCAGUGGAAUUUCGUGACGUGCGAAAAGGGUAGUGUGACUGUCGUGAAUCUCGGGAAACAAAACUGGACGGGCAUGAUUUCACCAUCCUACGCAAACCUGACGAGCUUAAAAUCGCUGUUUCUGAACGAUAACAAUCUGUUCGGGACAAUACCCCAAAGCCUCACAACGCUAACCCACCUCCAGAUGCUCGACUUAUCAAACAACAACAUUUCGGGGAAAAUCCCGUCUUUCGCGCAGACAGUGACGAUUAAAGUCUCAGGGAAUGUGUACAUUGGGAAGGACGUGUCGAUCACCUACCCGCCAGGCUUCCAGCCCGACAUGGACGGUGAAAGUAAAGAAGGGUUCAACUCGAAAGUCUCUCCGUGGGUGAUUGUGAUCCCGAUUGUUGUUUUAGUCAUCGUACUCUCAGUCAUGUGUGCCAUAUUCUACAAACGGUAUAUGAACAAGAGAAGGAACAAAUACACGUGGGUGAGCGAGAAGAGCAGGAAAAAAAGUGAGAAGCAGAUAAUCGGCAAUGCGGAACAAGAAAAGGAUAUGAUCAAAAGCCUCUUCUCAAAGUCCAAGUCCAAGUCCAAAUCAAAAUCCGAAUCCUCUAGCCACGCAGCUGAGACCCCGGUUCGAAUGAGCGAGUACCACAUAAAUGACGGUGGGAAUAUAAACAUCCCGUUCGAGGCUCUACGGGAGGCCACCAAUAACUUCGACGAAAGGGCCGUGCUGGGGAAAGGCGGUUUCGGAAUAGUGUACCGUGGGAAGCUUCAUGAUGGCACGUUGAUUGCAGUCAAGCGGAUGGAGUCAUCUAUGCUUAGUGACAAGGGCUUGCAUGAAUUCAAGGCAGAGAUUGAGGUCCUCACAAAGGUGAGGCACCGGCAUUUGGUGGCCCUGCACGGGUUUUGCGAUAACGGGAGUGAGAGGCUCUUAGUGUACGAGUGCAUGCCUCAAGGGAGCUUGGGGCAGCAUUUGUUCCAAUGGAAGGAUAUGAAAGUGCCCCCACUCGACUGGAACCAGAGAGUGACGAUAGCUUUGGAUGUUGCAAGGGGGGUUGAGUACCUGCACAGCCUGGCCCAGCAGAGCUUCAUACACAGGGACUUGAAGCCGUCGAAUAUAUUGCUGGGGGAUGAUAUGAGGGGAAAGGUGGCGGAUUUCGGACUGGUUCGGUCAGCGCCGGAUGGGAAUUACUCGGUCGAGACGCGGUUGGCGGGGACGUUCGGUUAUCUUGCGCCGGAAUAUGCAGCUACAGGAAGAGUUACCACGAAAGUAGACGUGUACGCUUUUGGGGUCAUCCUCAUGGAGAUAAUCACGGGCCGAAAAGCCCUAGACGACUCGUUGCCAGACGAACAAAGCCACCUCGUCACAUGGUUCCGCCGAAUGAUACCCGACAAAGACGCCGUACGGUCGGCCCUCGACCCUGUCCUCCUUUCCCUCCUUGACGAGGAGAAUUUCUCCAGCAUUUUGAAGGUGGCAGAGCUAGCGGGCCACUGCACGGCCCGGGAGUCCUAUCAAAGGCCCGAUAUGAGCCAUGCUGUCAGCGUGCUCUCGCCUCUUGUGGGGAGAUGGAAACCGGCUGCCGAUGAUGAAGAUGAGGACAGCCUGGGGUUUGAUAUAAACAUUGGCCUCCCACAAGUGUUGCAAAAAUGGGAAGCUACAGAGGAAUCUUCUUCUACAAUGUCAAAUAGUUUCUUCAAUAGUAAUACGAACAAAGGCACCAGCUCAGCCAGCUCUGAUAUGAGAUGA
Molecule: messenger RNA, 2352 nt
Organism: Striga hermonthica
Lineage: Eukaryota; Viridiplantae; Streptophyta; Magnoliopsida; Lamiales; Orobanchaceae
Source: the annotation of a GenBank genome assembly